Molecule: messenger RNA, 5263 nt
Organism: Etheostoma spectabile (orangethroat darter)
Lineage: Eukaryota; Metazoa; Chordata; Actinopteri; Perciformes; Percidae
Product: trichohyalin
Exons: 27
Coding region: 342-4241 (1299 amino acids)
Biological process (GO): spermatogenesis
Cellular component (GO): sperm head-tail coupling apparatus
Source: RefSeq, a predicted model, not a curated record
ACUGCAGGGAAGAAGCGUCCCUGUGUGUGUGGAAAUAGUUCAUACAAAGUCCUCCGUUGUAGUAACGGCACAUAGUGACCAAGUUGUUGGUGAAGCUACGGUAAUUCACAUAAAGUAAAUAGAUUCUUUCUUACAUGCACUCAACAUACCAUUCACUCUUUAGGUUGCUUUACGUUUGUCUGAAAGUGUAAACUAGCUAUAUGGCUGUGCAAAUACUCAACCAGAGUGACCAGCCGUGAUUAUAAGUGGUUGCUAACGUGUAUUAGCUUUUCCAAGCCUGCGGGUUGUUUCAUAAACAGUGCGGGUACUUUCCUCGAGCCAAGCUGACAACCUACACAACCAUGAGCCAAAAGACAAGAUCACCAGAGUCAGCCGAAAACUCGAAGCUGGCGGGACAUGGAAGUGAUACUUUGUACCUGUCCUCUCCCUCAGGAGAGGACCUUAAAGUUGCCGUACAGGACCCUGGGAGUGGGACAAACAACAUUAAACUGCUUCUAGGCGAAUUCAAAAGACUGUACGAACAUAGGUUGCGAUGUCUAGAGCUGGACACCAAUAUUAUUCACGAAGAAGUGAUGCAGAAGAAAGUGAAUUUCCUGUGGUCUUAUGUGAAUGACCUUGCAGACCAGAACCAGGUGCUGGUUCAGACCAUUGAGGAUCUGCAGAAGGAAGCCGACUACAAGGUUUCCAAUUGGGGAAUGAAGCUCUGCACCUCUGAUCGUAUUUUGGAGGUGUCUGAGGUUGAUCUGAGGACUUUGUUGCUGGAUGAGCUUGUUGGACCUGCGGCUCACGUCCCUCACAGUACUGGGUCCUUGGUCCGGAUCACAUCUGAGUUAGAAGACCUGCAAAUGCAGUUGCAAACCAAAGACAUGGUCAUCUCUGAUCUGGAGAGGGAGCUCAGAGAAAAGCAAAAGACUGCAACACAGGCGUUGGAAAGUAGUGAGAGGCUGGUGUACCUGCAGAGCGAGCUCUCGUGUCUGCAGCGGAUCCAGAAAGACAGCAUGAAGGAGAUUGCUGAGAAAGACAUCUGCAUCACCAAACUGCAAGUUAACAAUGAGCUGCUGCAACAAGAUGGGGCCAACGCACGCGAUCAGCUCUCCAAGGUGAAUAUGAGAGCGAGGGAGCUUCAGGAAGAGCUGAAGAGAAGAGAGGAAGAAUGGAGGCAAAGAGAAGACAAACAGAGACUGAAAUAUGAAAAGGAGCAUCAAAAAGCAGAGGAGAGGAGAAGGCACGAGCAACAAGAGAGAGAGGAAGAGUGGGUGAAGAAAGUGGAGGAGGAGGUGAAGAAGAGGGAGGAAGAGUGGAAGAGGGUGAUUGAGGAGGAGAGAAAGGCCCAUGCUCAAGCUGUUAAAAAGUGGGCUGAGAAGACAGCUGUUUUUAAUUCUGAGUUGGCGGUCAGCAGGAAGCAGGUAGAGCGACAGAACAGGGAGCUGUCAGAGUCCCACCAGAAGGAGGAGACGCUUCUCUCUGAGAUGAAAGAGAGAGAGGAGCAUGUGAGGCACCUGGACCAGGAUGUGGUUUGUUUGCGAGCCACACAGGACUCUCUGAAGGGAACCUUGGCUAUGAAGGCGAAACACACACAACAGCUGGUCCAAGACAUCGCACAACUCAAAGAAAGCCGGGCUUUACUGCAGAGCAAAUUACAAACCAGCGAGUGCAUGUUGAGUGACAUCAGUGAAACCCUGAAUCAGACCAAAACCAGCCUGGACGUGGAAAGAGAGCAGAGGCAGCAGAUCCAAGACCAGUUGAACCAUGCCAACAAAGAGAUGGAGCAUCUGCAGCAGGAGAUAGCACAUGUGCGUCACACCACUCAAAAGAAGAUUCAGAAGAGGGAAAAUAAGAUGUGCACGCUUGUGACGGAGCUUACAGAGAGUAAGAAGCAGCACUCUGAAUGUCAGAAAGAGUUGCUCCGAAGAGAGAAAGCUUUGGAGAAACUGAGCGAGGAGAGGGAUGAGCUUAGAGCCAAGAUGAAGGACCAGAGCAGAGAGUCUGUCCACCUCAACCAGACCAAAGGGAGACUGGAGGCUGACUUGGCUCUGAGCCAUGAGAAACUCCACACCUCGCACCUGGAGGUUCGAGGCAGAGAUGAGUUAAUUCUGCAGUUAAGAGCUGAAAUGAAGGCCGCUGAACAAAAGCAUCAAAGGAAACAGGAACAGGUGGCAGCAUUGGAGGCUGAGGUUAGACACUUGAAAUACAAGGUCAGAAGACAACAGGAAGAGUCUUGUCAGUUAGGCAAAAAGGUCAUAGAUAUCGAGCGCCUUUUAGACCAGAAGGAGAGAGCACAGCAGCAGCUACAUGAUCAGCUCCAUAUUGGUCAGCAACAGGUCGAGACAUUUGAAGAGAAGCUAAAGAAACAGGAGGUUGAGAUGGAACUUCUUCAUCAGCAGCUGAAAGGAGCCACAGAGGAGCUGAAUGAUGCCAGUUUACAAGCCCAGCAGCAGAAAGAAACAGUAGCCAUUUUUAGACAAAAGUACACAGCAGCAAUAGAGAAGGUCCAUAGGGUGCAAGGGCAGGUGGAGCUUUUGGAAGAGGAACUAAAGUAUUCACAGGAACAGCAAAGAGAGUCCCAAUUGGCAACUCAUUCGGUGAUGGAAGAGCUAGCUGAGAUGGAGCAGCGGUACAAGGAGAAGGUUGGCCAGUGGGAGGACUCACAGGAGGCUCUUGACCAGUUGACGGAUGAGCUCCAGGCCAAUCAGUAUCUACUGAGGGAAAGUCAACAAAAAGCAGACCAUCUUCAAGGCCUGCUAGGAUGCCUGCAGGAGCAGGCGGAUACACUCAAACAGCAGAAACUGAUGUUGGAGCAUGACCUACGGCUGUUUCAACAGAGUCAUUCUCAUUCUGACGAGGAGUACAUCAGCCUGCUAAGACACAAACAGCAGCUACAGAAGCACUGCACAGAGCAGGUUGAGCGCGUUGCGGAGUGUGAAAAGGCUAUCCUUCAGAUGAAGUCAGAGCUGGAGAGACAAGCCCAGGAAAAAAUGGGUCUGAAGCAACGUCUUCUUGCAUCCCACCAUACACACGUGAGCAAUUGCGGCCAGCUGGAACAGGAAGUCAUACGUCUGAAAAAGGAAGUUACACGCUUAGAGCUUGAGCUGGCUGACAACCAAAAGGUACAUGUGGCACUUCACAGGCAGUCAGAGGAGGAGCUGAAGGAGGCCAGACAAGAGGCAGCGAGAAGGAGCAGCGAGGUGGAUGCACAGAGAGGAGAGGUGCAAAGACUUCAGAUAGAGUUACUGAAGGAGGAGGAGAAGAUCAGGAGUGCCAUCAGAGAGAAACAGAGUCUGAGCACUCGCGUCAGGCAGUUGAGCCAAGAGCUGGAGGAGCUACGCUGCCAGCUGCAAGUGACAGUGGAGGAUUUGGCAGCCCGUGCAGGGGAGGCGAGGCGAAUGGAGGGGUGCCUGAAUGAGGGAAAGCUAGCAGAGGAGAAAAUAAGGUCAAUGGCUGUGAGGCUGGAGACGGAGGUGGCAGAGCUCAGGAGGAAUCUUCAGCAGGCUGUCGAUCACAAAGUCAAGGCCGAGCGAGAUGCGCAGAAUGCACAGAAUCAGGUGGACACACUCCGGUCGGAGCUGGAGGGGACACGGUCUGACAAUGCAAACCUUCGCCAUGAGAGUCAGCUGGUCAUGACUAAUGUCAGCCAUUGGAUUACUGAACAAAAGGCUUCCAACGAGAGCCUCACUGCCCAGAUCAAGGCCCAAAACAAGGUGCUGCUCAUUGUCACUGAAGAAAAAAAACAUCUUCAGGACUGUUGUGACACAUUGAAGGAAGAGAUAAAGAGUCUUAAAGAAGUGGCGGAUAAGAAGGAGAGAGACAUGGAACACUUUAAGGCCCAGAUCCGAGACCAGGGCAUCCGGCAAGACGAGAGAGCCAUGGAAAAGCAGGGUUGGGUGGCUCUAAACCUCAGCAAAAUCGAGGACAUGCAGACCAGACUGCGAAGCAACCUGGAGGCCAUUGGAAUGCUAAAUCAACAAUUAAACUGGCUCAGCAGGGGGAAUAAGCGGUUGCGUAGGCAGCUGGAGGAGGAAAGCUCCAUGCGUAGACAAGUGGAGCGACUGCUCCCCCCUCCUUCUCCUCCUCCUCCCACCUCCUCCAUCCACCUCUCCGUCAGAGCCCGCCCACCUCCUCUCCCCACCUCCCUACCGUCAUCCCUCCGCCUCCCUCAACCCCUGAGCCUGGACACAGCGACAGGGGACACUUACUCUUACCCAAAUCAAGCUGAGCCGUGCUGUACUAGAGAGACCAGGUGAGUGCGAGGCUUUGGGUGAAGCGUACUGGAUUAGGCCCACUGCCUCUCUGGGAGACACUCGGUCUGGGUGGACAAGCAGGGAUCUGAGCUAAAUAAAGCCCCCUGAAGACUUUGACCUGUCAUGACUCUUUGACCUGGAGCUCCUCACCGGGGAGUGUACUCAGCAUGAGGUUAAUGCCCUGCAGGUCAAAGUCAAGUCCCAGGGUGCUUUUUGCCUGAGGGGGGCUCCAGAACCAGCGGAUGAUGGAAUUCUCUCAAAUCGUCCAAAAGAAAAAUAUAUAUAUAUAUAUCACUACUACUGUGCCAUUAAGAGACUUAUUCCAAGAACAUAUUCACUUUUUUAUACAUUUAGAAUCUGACAUUUACAACAUAACAUAAAAAAGCAAUUCAUUGCAUCCUCAAAAUGCUGCACUGCUCGGAGCAGUAGCAGCGUAUAACUUUGGCAAUUACUUCAAAUAAAUGGUCUUGUUUUGCCACAAAACUGUAGCACUAAGCACUAAAAUAUAUUAUUGCUGCUCUGAUUUGAAUAUCUCGACAGCUCUGAUGAACUAUAAUUAAUUCAAUUCUACUUAAAUAGGCAAAUGGCCUCAACAGGACAAGUGGCUAACUGCACAUUCUUAAGUGUUGAUGAAUGUGUCUUACACUGGAGAAGAGUGGUGCUUUGGUUAAAUGAGAUAUGGCACAUCAUCAGUAUCCACAGACGUACCUCAGAUGUUGAUGUGGAUGGCUGUAACACAGUCUCUGAUUACGCUGCAGCUGUGCGCCAUGUGUCCUGCGUCUACCGCGCCGAAUGUGGCCGUGUGUCUUCAUGUGCGAAUACAUUAUGUGUCUGCAUGCUUCUGUCUCUCUGUAAGUGCCUGUGGGCGAGUGUGCGUGUGAUUGAGUGUAUUAGAUGUUUAUGAUGGUAGAUGUUGUUUUAUAUUUUGUUUUAUACUUUCGAAAACUAUUUAUUGAUUUCUCUCUGUCGCUGCGUGCGAGCCCACUGCGUUGUUAAGACGGGAAAAUAAAAACAGGGGUUUGUAA